This is a messenger RNA of Diprion similis, 1784 nucleotides long. RefSeq lists its product as uncharacterized. Bases 369 to 1520 code for a protein of 383 amino acids. The transcript has 8 exons. NCBI's taxonomy places the organism in Eukaryota, Metazoa, Arthropoda, Insecta, Hymenoptera, Diprionidae. The record is from RefSeq and is a predicted model, not a curated record.
UUCAGAUUAGGCGCUUUCGGAACUUUUCAAAUUUGGAACUUCAACCCCGCUCCCACAUAUUCGCCAGUGCUUGUUACUCUAUGACAACAAGUGGGACCGGGUAACAACAUUUAGCAAUGAUCGAUCAAACGUGUAUGAAUGUGGAUACGACUAUCUUAUCCUGAAAGAUCGAAGGCCUCGGCAUAAGCCUCACCUUGUCGCCUCUCUGGCAGUCUCGACUCUGCAUUAGCCGGAGGUUCGACAUUUUAAUACUCGUACUCAUAGUUAGUGCAAAUCGGUAAUACAUCGAGUCCGGCAUCACAUGCGACUCCCUUUGAUUGCUCAUUCAAAAAAUAUUGCAGGUUCAUAACCGCCGCGUUUCUUCUAAUAUGGGUUUGUACGGUUGUUCGCCGAAAGUAACAGCGAUCGUUGCCGGACUUUUUACCCUGGUCCAGAGUUUGCUAUGGGUAAUAUUGGGGAUAAUUUCACUGCUCGUAUAUUCCUGCAAAAUUUACGUAACGACAGAAACUCUACUGGCGUACCGGCUGUACUUGGUUUAUCUUUACAGUGGCGAAUGCGGUUCUGCGGAAAUUGAGGUCGAGACUGACAACGGGACGGUCGUCCUUGCAUGGCCAGAAAGUGGCGCGUCAGCCUCGGGAAGGACUUACGCAUGGAUAGUGGUUUACCUGGUGCUCAGUUCGUUCUGGUUUAUAGCGGCCCUUCUUCUGCUCAUUGCGUCAUGGUCGGAUGUGAGGGGACCGAAGGGUCUGAAACUUCGAGGGCCAUGGCUAGUCUUAACGAGUAUCUUCCUGGUCCUCGAUGUGAUCACAUCACUCCUGUACGCAAUUGACAUAACAUACACAAGUGAUUUGCUCGGCCUUUUGGAAUUCGUUGGUGGUCCUAUGCUUGACACAAUAUCGUCAUCCUCGACUAGUCCAACAUUCGAAUAUUUCACGAUGGCGCCCUCCAUCAUUGCUCUGAUCAUUUUCUCCAGAGGAAUUAUCGGCUGGACACUAAAUCUCACAAUACUUGUCCAUGUAGCUCAGGAUAUCAGGCAACGCGAGCUGCCGCCUCCGCCCACGGUUCCAGAGCCCCGUCAGCCGUACCAGGAAUAUCUGAAGAAAUUAUCAACGGUGGGUCCGGUCCCCGACAUAAAAUGGGACCCUUACCAGCGAAAACGGUCCGAACUGCCGGUCCUAAAGCCGCUAAAAGUCCCGUCUCCCCCGAACGAGAGAAAGAGGAAACAAUCGGACUACCAGCAAUACAUGUUCUACGCGAAUCAUCCCCCUAAGCUUAAUUACCUGGAUGAUAUAAUCUCGGAGCCACCGACCCCCGCGGUAGGCGCGGUGCCGACAACCACGAGAGCUUGGCCGAUAACAGCAAACCAGGAGAAAAAGUCGGAUGAUUUAAAGUCGUCUAAAACGACAGCUGAAAAUCAGGCCGUUCCAGAGCCUGAUUACGAGUCUGAUUUUCCCGCCAUGCCCGAAUUUUCGACACUACCCAGCAGGUCUGCGCAUGGAUUAAACAGAGACGGCGCGUAAUGCUUCGAGUAAGUUUGGAUGAAGAUACCCGGAAAUGACGUAGUAUGUCUAUAUAAGUACAUAAUUUAAUUAAAGUCACGUCACUUAGACGGUACUUAACGGUAAUUAAUAUUGUAGUAUAUCGUGUAUAUUCACAUGUGACAAUAACUGCAAGCAUGUUUUGCUAAUUUUUUUUUUUUUUCUCAUAUAUCUCUGAUGAUAUUCUUUCUACGAAAAUCGCUGUAUAUAUUAUGCAUACAAUAUGAUCAUACAUUACGUAAUUAU